AUGACAAGAUCCAGGUCAUCAUUUAAAACCGAAGAUCAACCUGUCAGGCCUAUUCCCAAAUCGCUUUAUUCGAUAUUAUCGAUUGAAAAAGACGCCUCUUUUAGUGAGAUAAAAAAAGCUUACUAUAAGCAGGCGCUUUUAUUUCAUCCCGACAAGAUCGCCUCUGCUAAUCCAUCAAUUGGUUCUCAAGAGGCAACGAAAAAAUUCCAAGAACUGGGUGUGGCAUAUCAAGUUUUAUCUUGCGAAUCUAGUAGACGCGCCUAUGACCUUACUGGGGAAUACUCUGGUGAGCCAUCCAUAUCUCCUUGUGACGAUUUCAAUUGGAGGGAAUAUUUCAACUCAAUUUUCACUUCAGUAACGAUUGAUGCCAUUGAAAAGGUAAGGCUAGAAUACCAAGAGGAGAAAAAAGAUCUUCUCCAUUUCUACAAACACCACAAGGGGAAUAUGGAUAAAGUUUUGGAUGAAAUACUGUUUAGCGACUCCAAUUUCACGGAAACACAGCAACGGUUGAUUAAGAUUUUACGCGAAGCAAUCGAAUCAAACGAGGUCAAGGGUUAUCCCCAGUUUUCUGAAAGCACAACCGAAAAGGCAUGCAAUUCAAGAAUUCGGAAACACGAGAAAACGGACAAAAAGUUCAAAAGGGCUGUUCACAAGGAAAAUGCUGGAGACCAUAACCUGAUGCCGGUCAAAAAGAGACAAGCCCCUUCUAAAAGUGAAUUGGUUUUGCCAAACAGGAAAAGACAGGCAGAUUAUUUUCUUAAUGACCUGGCCAGAAAAUAUUCAAAGAAUGGCCCAAUUGAUUUGAAUCAGGAUCCUCUUUCUGAUGAGCAAUUUGAGAGCAUUCAAAAAAAAUUUCACCCCUCAAAUAAAAGGCCAAAAAAGUAA
Molecule: messenger RNA, 885 nt
Organism: Mitosporidium daphniae
Lineage: Eukaryota; Fungi; Microsporidia
Product: DnaJ domain-containing protein
Exons: 2
Coding region: 1-885 (294 amino acids)
Cellular component (GO): cytoplasm; nucleus
Molecular function (GO): heat shock protein binding
Source: RefSeq, a predicted model, not a curated record